Tachysurus fulvidraco (yellow catfish) is the source of this 1031-nucleotide messenger RNA. RefSeq names its product A kinase (PRKA) interacting protein 1 (gene akip1). The record is from RefSeq and is a predicted model, not a curated record. NCBI's taxonomy places the organism in Eukaryota, Metazoa, Chordata, Actinopteri, Siluriformes, Bagridae. The coding region runs from base 215 to 739 and encodes 174 amino acids. Gene Ontology annotation, cellular component: nucleoplasm. Gene Ontology annotation, biological process: regulation of non-canonical NF-kappaB signal transduction. The transcript is spliced from 4 exons.
GGAAGAACAACUUCACCGUUCACUUUCGUUUACACGCCUAGCAGAUCUGAAUGAGUGAAUCUGCUAUAAAAACAAUGUCGGUGACUGUUGUAAUAUUGAGCAUUUCACAGUUUAGAACUGAUUGAGAUUCUAGAACGUCUGGCUGAUUGUGACGCGGUUAAUCUGUGUUUAUUAUUUGAACUGCGCGCGCGCGCAUUCUGUGAUCAGGUCGAUUAUGGCAGAUAGGAGCUGGAUGGAGGAUUCACUUGGUCGCUCAUCAAAACUCGGACUUGAGGUGUUGCAGAGAGCUAAAAGACGGUCGGAAACCUUGAAGAGUGACAGAUUAUAUCACCGAAAUGAUUCUGGCACUGAGAAGCACACGGAGGUUCUGGAGCACCCUGCUGCCUGUAUGACUUUGGAUAAUGCUUUUACGAAAAUAGCAAUGUGCAUGUCUGAAACUAGCAAUCAAUGCAAGAAGUUUUAUAGGUCUGCAAGUGCAGAAGAGCUUUAUGAACAAGAUCGAGCCCAUGUGUGUCGCUUUCAUGCUAAGCGUCUUCUACAGACUUCAAGACAAGUUCAAGCCACUUCCUUAACCUCCAAAAGAGCGCAUUACACUGGUUUGUCCGAACCAGAGGAUUUCUUGAUUGAUGUAUCACCAGGUACAUAUGCCGUUACAGCAGCAAUGCAGGAUGCUGGUCCACAGACCCGAGUGGUGCACGUCAAUGCCGGGGAAAGCAUGAGACUCACAUUCAACCUCUGACUUCAGGUUUACUAUCCUCAGGGUUUAUGAAAUGUUUCAAAUACAGUGAAUCAUUUGGGUAUCUAAAAAGCAGUCUUAUAUCAUUGCACUAAAAUUAAAAAUGACCGAAUUUAAGCUCUUUGGUGCAUUUAAUGUGAUACAAAAUGUGCCUUUUAAUGUUUAUAUGUACUACUCAGGGAAGUUUCAUCAACAGGACUGAAUUAUGUGCAAUACAAUGUUUGCCUUUAUUUUGUGAAUUUUUGAUGCUUUUUUUGAUGUAUGAAUAAAUGUUAUAGUUUUUAUUUCAACAAUA